This is a messenger RNA of Uranotaenia lowii, 1992 nucleotides long. Its product is annotated as WD repeat domain phosphoinositide-interacting protein 3. Gene Ontology annotation, biological process: nucleophagy; autophagy of mitochondrion; protein localization to phagophore assembly site. NCBI's taxonomy places the organism in Eukaryota, Metazoa, Arthropoda, Insecta, Diptera, Culicidae. Bases 352 to 1374 code for a protein of 340 amino acids. Gene Ontology annotation, molecular function: protein binding; phosphatidylinositol-3,5-bisphosphate binding; phosphatidylinositol-3-phosphate binding. Gene Ontology annotation, cellular component: cytosol; extrinsic component of membrane; phagophore assembly site membrane. The record is from RefSeq and is a predicted model, not a curated record. The transcript is spliced from 4 exons.
UUAUUCAUUCAUUAUUUGGUUGGUCAUUACGGCCUCUCCCGACAGCUCCCGACGAAGCGGUGUUCGAUAAGGUUUUAAAAUAUCCCCAAUUGGAUAAUAUUUUGAUUCUAUUUAUAAUAGCUGCGUUAGUUUUGAACUGUAUAAAUAUUGUUAUUGAAUUGGUUCAGUUAAAUAUAAACCAAAUAAAAACAAUGCAAGAGUGCACUAUGGAUAGAAAUGAAUUUUGUUAUUGAAUACACAGAGCUUAUGGGCACAGUGUUUGCGUAGGCAGCUCUUGAGUUGAUCUCCUGUUGAAAGAAACCAAAUAAAAGUCAAAUUUAUCACCACCAGCGAACUAGCCUUUAGAAAGGCAUGAUGAAUCUUCUCGAUACGAAUCCGUAUGGAAACGGAUUGUUGUACGCGGGCUUCAAUCAGGACCAGGGGUGUUUUGCGUGCGCUACGGACAAUGGAUUUCGGGUGUAUAACACGGACCCGCUGAAAGAAAAAGAACGACAGUACUUUCCUGAUGGGGGGAUAGCCCACGUAGAAAUGCUGUUCCGUUGUAACUAUCUGGCUCUGGUAGGUGGCGGCAUUCGACCUCUGUACCCUCCAAACAAGGUACUGGUGUGGGAUGAUCUCAAAAAAGCCCCAGCCAUUUCGCUAGACUUUAACGCACCGGUAAAAACCGUCCGCUUAAGACGUGACCGGAUUGUAGUGGUUCUGGAAGGAAUUAUAAAGGUCUACACCUUCACACAGACGCCCACGCAGCUUCAUGUUUUUGAAACCAGUCAAAAUCCUCAGGGACUCUGUGUGCUCUGUCCCAACAGUAACAAAUCACUUUUAGCAUUUCCGGGUCGACGCACCGGUCACGUGCAGAUCGUGGAUCUUGCCAAUACAGAGAAAGCGCCGCAAGAAAUAAUUGCCCACGAGACAGCCAUCAGCUGUAUUGCGCUAAAUUUGCAGGGUACUCGAUUAGCUACAGCGAGCGACCGAGGAACUCUUAUUCGAAUCUUUGACACAACAACUGGAGGAAAAGUGGCCGAACUGAGACGUGGUUCUAAUCAGGCCAAAAUAUAUUGUAUUAACUUUAAUCAUCAAUCGACGGCUGUCGUGGUGUCCUCCGAUCACGGAACCAUUCACGUGUUCAAUCUAGAUGAACCGAAAGGCAAGGAAUCUUCUAGCUUGCUGACCAAAUAUUUCACUAGCCAGUGGUCAUUCUGUAAGUUUUCGAUCCCUCAAGGACCUCCAUGUAUCUGUGCUUUCGGAUCAGAAAAUAACUCAGUAAUUGUUAUUUGUGCAGAUGGUCACUACUACAAGUUUGUCUACAACAGCAAAGGCGAAUGCAGUCGGGAAGUGUGCUCCCAGUUCUUGGAAAUGGCUGAUGAUCAUACGUGAGCGUAAACACGAAGUUUGCUCAACCCGUGUUACACUUUGUUAGCAUUUUAUUUUCAGUUAUGAAACAAGAAACAUCUUAACCUAAAUAGUGAGGGACUAAAGAAUUCAAAACAACAUCGAUGAUGGUGCAUUCUUAUAAAACGGUUAUUAUUAAGCGUGGCCACAGGCUUUGGAAAAUAUGUAGUUACGCAAAUUUAAAACUGACACGGUGAGUGUUUUAAUAACGCUAAUUAACCUUCAGUUCUCAUAAUCUACUGAUAAGUUUGAUACAGCGAUUCAAACAAAAGUUAUAUUUACUCUUUUUGAUUCUUAAUCUAUUUCUAUAGAGAUCUACAUUUUAUAUUUUCGCAUAAAUUCAAAAUAAAAGAAAUUCUGCAAAGUUAUAUUCAUUUGCAGCGCAAAAAGAAAAUGAUUUGCAAAACUAUAUAAAUACUUUACGAAGCGCGGACUGUAUAAAAAAUAUCAAAAUAUUCAACAUACAAUCGUUUUCAAUUGAAACACAAUACAUCUAUGUGUACAUUUGGAUUACGUGUACUGGAUUAGUGUUAAAACUUGUCGACCGGCAAAAGGACUCGGACAAGAUAUUCUAAAAUUGUAAUAAAUCAAUACAUUUUGCGU